UUGAAGGGUAUAUAUUAAUUUUCAUACCCCUAAUUAUAUUACUUUAUUUUCAGUCCAUUCGCUCACAAGAUACAAGCACAUGGACAAGUAAAUAGCCUUAGUUGUACCAUACAUACGGUACAACCAGUUCAAUCUAAAAACUUGCCUGAGAUCGAUCACAAUAUACAACUCUGUACCACUCCGUAAUUGAUAUUUUGAUGUAUGCACCCGAGAGCACGUACAUGGUAUGAGGUUGUUCCCCCAAGGCCGUUGGUCAAUAAGAGCCUGUGGUUUCUGUAUGCUGGAAAUGUCAUAAUUACUAAAAGUGGGUUCAAGGCAAUGGCUGCAUCUUCAAUACCAUUGUCAGGCAGCAAAGAAAGUCAGUCUCAGUUUCUUUCUACGUGCAUCGCCCCUGCUGAAGUUGUUAAGGGUUCGAAUCUACAACAACAGAUGUUCUGUCAUCUACUUUGUGGCCUAAGAAAGUUCGAGGUAAUCGAUUCCAUUCGAGCACCAUAUGCUAUAUCUUUGAUUAAGGCCUUCUCAGUUUUACAAAUUAAGUGGGAGCAGCUUUGUAAUGAUCUUGAAUCAGGGACUGUAAGUUCUGAAAUUACUGACAUUGCAAUGAGGGACUCAGUUAAUGAACUUCUCUGUGGGCCUGAGGAAAAAAUUGCGAAUAGAGUUCGAGCAAUUUGUCAAGAAGAGAAUUGGGAAGGAGUUAUUGGUAAGUUAUGGCCAAAUGCUAGAUAUGUCAGGUGUAUUACUACAGGAAGUAUGCAACAGUAUUACACGAAACUGAAAUAUUAUGCAGGAGAUGUUCCAUUGCUAGGUGGUGAGUAUUUUGCUUCAGAAUGUUGUGUAGGCAUCAACAUGGAUAUUAUGCAACUUCCUGAGCUGACUCGUUUCGUUAUGCUCCCAACAGCAGCUUACUUUGAAUUUCUUCCAUUCGAUUUGUACGAUAAAAAUGCUUUUGCAGGAAAAGAAACAGUUGAUUUUUCUGAGGUGGAAGUGGGAAAGAUGUAUGAAGUUGUUGCGACAACUUACAGAGGACUAUAUCGUUAUCGUCUAGGCGAUGUUGUAAAAGUCGUAGGAUUUUAUAAUUCAUCCCUGAAUUGGAGUUAGUCAUGAGGGCUCCUAAAAAUCCUAGCGAAAUUUUAACUGAGAAAGACUUGUUUAGAGCUGUUCAGAACUUGGAGCUUGCAGGGGGGAGUUUGUUACUUGGGAAGUUAGUAGAGUUUGCGGGUUUUAUGGACUUGGAUUCAGAAGCUAAACAAGUUAAGAUCUUUGUUGAGUUUGCACACGAGUGUAUACUUCCAGAAAAGGAGAAGGAGAACGAGUCAGUUUUGCUUCUUGAAAGUUGUCGGUCUACUAUAGAAGAUGGUUUGGGAGCUAUGUAUAAAUUGAAGAGAGGAAAUGGUGAAAUCGGAACUUUGGUGCUAUCAGUUGUUCAGCCGGGUACUUUCGAUUUGUUACUCCACAAGGCUGUUGAAAAUGGUGCUCCUGCUAGUCAGUAUAAGCCACCUAAAAUCAUUAGAAGUCAUGGGAUUGCUGACUUCAUGGAUGCUAAUUCAGCUUUAACUGUAGUUUUCAAUUGAUCAUCAACAAGAGGUGCAUACAUUUUAAUCAUUACAAUCUGUGUAUUUGACGAUUUGUGAAUCUAUGUGUUAUACAUGUUUAUUGUUGUUGUAAUUUGACUUUCUAAUUAAAUUCCUUUUUCU
Messenger RNA from Chenopodium quinoa (quinoa), 1694 nucleotides. Its product is annotated as probable indole-3-acetic acid-amido synthetase GH3.6. Bases 202 to 1098 code for a protein of 298 amino acids. Gene Ontology annotation, cellular component: cytoplasm. The transcript is spliced from 2 exons. The record is from RefSeq and is a predicted model, not a curated record. Gene Ontology annotation, molecular function: acid-amino acid ligase activity. Lineage: Eukaryota; Viridiplantae; Streptophyta; Magnoliopsida; Caryophyllales; Amaranthaceae.